UGUUUGUGUUAGCAUACAGUCAAAUCACAUUUAUCAUAGUUCACUUUUGUUUAAUAGAAAAAGAUUAUCAAUCAUUUGAUCAAAGUUUUAUAAAAGAUUUAGUUUUACUAAAUAUAAACAAUAUUGGACGAUAUCUACAAUUCCGUGCCAUAAAAUGUUUAAAAUGAUGAUUAUUUUGAGAGAUAAGAAUUGCAGAAUUAUUUUGUGGAUAUCUUUAACUGUGAAUGCAGAUUUGUUUGUCAGUUUUCUGAAAGAUAUCACGAUUUAGAUGUUUGUCUUUGAUUCCAUUUUAUGGGUGCCAUAAAUACUGAUAUACAUAUAUGAGUGAAAUGAAUAUAACAAUUUGAGAUUUCUGUCAACAUAGUUGAUCUAUUUCCCCGAUACUAAACUCAAAUGACAAGAUAUACAUACAGGCAUGAAAGGCAAUUUAAGUCUAAGACUUAUUUGGUGUUUUGCUUUAAUAUCACUCGAGAAAGUGUUAUCGAGGGCACAGAACCAUACUGUCUGCGGGAAUGUAACAUGCUCACUUAAUGCUAGAGGUUGUCUUUCAAACGGCGUGUGUAAUUGUUUAGUUGGAAGCUGGGGUGACGACUGUAAUAAAGACAGAGAUGAAUGCAGAGCUCACACACCACCAUGUGGCCACACAGGACAUUGUGUUAACACCCCUGGAAGUUAUAAAUGUACGUGUCUAAAAGGCUGGAACGGCGAACACUGUACGAACCGUAGUGCGUCUGUCAAUGUUGAAUGCAUGCCUGGCUGGACAGGAAACACGUGCGAUAAAGACAUUGAUGAAUGCCAAAAUGGAAGCUCUCUUUGUCCUGGUGUACAUAGACUUUGCUCUAACAAUCAAGGGAGUUACAAAUGUCUUUGUGAUGUUGGUUGGGAAGGUCAAUCCUGUUCACAAGAUAUAGACGAGUGCGUGAAACUCCCAUGUAAGAACCAAGGCACGUGCGUAAAUACACCCGGUUCAUACAACUGCAAUUGCGCAGCAGGAUGGGGCGGUAAAAACUGCAUAAAUGAUACGGAUGAAUGUUUGAAUACACCAUGUGCGAAUAAAGGAACCUGCAUUAAUGUUGCUGGUUCAUUUACUUGCACAUGCGCAACAGGAUGGCAAGGAUUUCUUUGCGAUAAGGAUAUUGAUGAAUGUCAAACUGUGUCUUGUAUGACAAAUGAAAGAUGUAUAAACAUGGAUGGUUCGUACUCCUGCAUAUGCAAUAAUGGAUGGCACGGACUUCAUUGUGUUGAUGAUGUUAAUGAAUGUUUGGUGGGCACGCCAUGUGGACCUAAUGGUGUAUGUAACAACACAAUAGGAUCAUUCAAAUGUCAAUGUAAACAAGGAUGGCAAGGUCCUAUGUGUGAUUCUACAAUAAACGGAAAAGACGAUCCAAUGGCAAUUGGAACAAUUGUAGGAAUUGUCGUAGGUUGCGCAAUAGCUGUAGGUGGACUAUUUGCACUGGCUUUUCUAAUACGAUAUAUGUGGCGAUUAAAUAGGGUUGAAGAAGACAAAAACGGCGUCGAAGUUAUUUCUGUUGAUCAUCAAGCAGAGACUAUGGUAGGUGAAGGUUCCGAAAACAACAGUCCCUCAACUGGUCAAACUGCUGCAAAUGGAAAGAGCAAUGUACAAGACAUUAUCAUGAAAACUAAAUUCUCGAUGAGAAAAGUUGUGUCAUAACUUGAACACGAAACUCUUUACAGUGUAUUUUUAUUUUUCAGUUAUAAACAUAGAAUGUGUAAAGAAAAACAGACAAGUUUCUAAUGUCAUUUUAACUUGUGAGUAAUAUUAUGUAUCCUCGGACUGGGAAACUUCUCCGACAUUGUACUUAUUUGUAUUGUUAAUGUGUAAUUAAUUUCUCACUGUGUACGUAUUUCUUUUGAUAUUUGCCUCAUUAUGUCUUGUUUAGCAUG
Messenger RNA from Ruditapes philippinarum (Manila clam), 1905 nucleotides. RefSeq names its product fibropellin-1-like. The record is from RefSeq and is a predicted model, not a curated record. The transcript is spliced from 7 exons. NCBI's taxonomy places the organism in Eukaryota, Metazoa, Mollusca, Bivalvia, Venerida, Veneridae. Bases 416 to 1672 code for a protein of 418 amino acids. Gene Ontology annotation, molecular function: calcium ion binding.